CUUCCGACACAGGAGCUCUCGGACAUUCGUUGGCGCGUGCCUGACCAACCAGUGAGUUCGUUGAUUGAGACGAUCUUUUGCGGCGGCGGUCCCAUGCGUGCAUCGGCGCGAGGUGCUUCUAGCUCAGGAUAUUUCGGCGGAGAUAAACCAGCAGGCAGUCGGCCGAGCAUCACCAAUUCAAGAGAAGCCAGGCGGUGAAAACUGUACCCGGUGCCUCCAACAAAGACAACCCGCCACGGAGGUGACUGUGAUGUGAGCUCUCAAACCUCAUCAGUGCGCCGUAUUCUGUCCAGUUGAUCGGUAGCUGGUGACUGCGUCACAGCAGUGGACCUUCGGCACCCCGUGACGUCAUCGGGGCGGGGUUCAGCGUUCUUUACUGAGCGCUAAAAGGCAUCAGGCAGCUGCAAAGUGGUUUGUCUGGGUGUGAGCACCUCGGCUUCUGAGGCAGCUCUGGCCUUCAGCAGGCGUCUCACAGACACAGCUGUCAGCGGCAUGUUCGACGACGGACCUCAGCUGGCCAGGCCCUAAGGCGGGGCACGGCAGCUGGACACGGUAGCAGGAGUGAGCGGCGGCCGCUCUGCGAAACCGUGCCGAAGCCACAAGCCUUGAAAGGAUGGCCCGAGGGGAUGCUCCUAGGAGUUGUGCUCUUCCUCUUCGUGACCUCGCAGAACUCUUCGCCGGUGCCGCUGGGCAACAUCUCGACACAGGUCAUCGAUGUCGACGUUAACAGCACGGAGUCGCCCCACAAUGCGACAGGGGCGUUCUCAAGCGAGACCCAGGGCAGCUACCUAGCCACGCCUCGUCUCCCGCCCAUCGGACGCAGGCCCUGGAACGGUACGCUGCCAAAGACGGUCAAGCUGACGCUGAUGCCGGACACCUCGAGCCUCUCCGAUGACGACCUGCUGGAGCUGACGAUGGUAAAGGUGGUGCGCGUGUCGCCGGCGCCGCGCUCCUCGCGGGCGUUCGUCAGCGACUGCAGUUAUGACCCCACCAUGCCGGCCUCGUCGACGGCCGCGCUGGACGGCGUCGAAUCCUCGGAAGACAGGUGUCAAUCCUGCGAGCUAGACGACGACGGCCUGCCACUGGACGACGAGCAGGAGCUGGCACCGGGGGAAAAGGAGGACGCCGCCGCCGAACAGAUCUUCAUCGACGGGCUGGACGCGCUCCUGGCGCGCCAGGCGCUGCAUAAGGCGCUGAGGGUCGGACUGUUGGACGCGGGCACGUUCAGCGCCGAGGAACGGCGGCGACGGCCACUAGCCGACCAGGCGGCGGCGCUGUGCAAGUGUCUGGUCAACAAGGACGAAACGACGUGCAGCGGCAAGACGAGCUUCUGCGACACGCUGCCGCAAACGAAGGUGCCUUCCGGCAUCCUUGACGUCAGCGAGACAAACAUCUCGCACCUGGCCGCGCACAGCCUCGAAUUUUUCCGUGCCGUGUCAGUCCUGAAGCUGGAGAACAACCAGCUGGGCAGCAUCGACGACGGAGCCUUCUUCAACAUGUCUAGCCUUCGCAACCUCAGCCUGUCGCAGAACAGGCUGACCGACCUGGGGGAGAAUGUUCUAAAGGGCGCCAGCAAUCUGGUGGAGCUACUGGUGUCUUACAACAAGUUUAACAAUCUUUCUAUGGUGACCCGUGCUACGACGGCUAUCACGGCGCCAUCACUGCUACAUCUCAGUAUCGGUGGCAACAAUUUCUCCGUCGUUCGGCGACAGGACUUCGCCGCAAUGAGGAACGUACCAAUUCAGGAUCUACAGCUGCACGAAAACCGCAUCCAGCACAUUGAACCGUACGCCUUUAAGGACCUGAAGCAUUUACGACGGCUUAGAUUGCGGCGUAAUCAUUUGGAGAUUGCAGAGGUGGUGGAAAUGAUCACAGCGAUGCAAAAUAGCACACUGGAGGUAAUUGACCUAUCCAUGAUCGGCAAGUACAGCAUAGUGGAACUCAGACCGGUUCUGGACGCUAUAGCAAACAGCAGCAUCACCGCCCUCCAGCUGAAUCACUACUGCUUUCCCUUCCUGUUCAAAAUCCAUUUUCCCGCGCUGGACAAACUGAAAGUCCUCACAUUGGCUCAGUGUGGGAUCUCCGUGAUUUACGAGAACACCUUUGAAGAAUUCGUCUCCCUGGAGCAGUUGGACCUCAGCGACAACUAUCUCUCCUACGUGCCGUCGGCCGUUCUCCUGCCGAACCUGCACUCACUGGACCUGUCACGUUCUGAGCAGCUGCCCUACUUCUCCAGGUUCAGCUUAUACCAGUAUCGCUUCCGCGACAUGGUAAAUUUGAGAUACCUAGACCUGUCGAACAACCGUAUCGUAAACCUGGAGCGAGGCGCCUUUGUCGGGCUCGAAAACCUAACCGUUCUGAUGAUGAAGAACAGCGAAAUUCGCCAAGUUGCCAAUUUCACAUUUAGUAUGAUGGAAAACCUUUCGGAGCUGUAUCUCAGCAACAAUCCACUCAACAACCAGGUGUUCGAGUACACUUGGCAAGGUCUUACCAAGUUGGCCGUCCUCUUUCUCGACAACUGCACAAUAUCGACUUCAGACCUGUACCUGAGGGAGACACCCCGCCUGGAGAUCCUGAACAUGAAGAACAACUUCAUUCAGACUCUGACGCAUGCCACGUUUGGUCACCUCCGCUUCCUCAGCGCGGUAGACCUGUCUCACAACGACCUCUUGCCGUGGGAGGAGCGCGUAUUUGACUUCCCGCCGAACCUCACGCGGGUCUACCUCAGCCACAACUCCAUCACGCACGUCACCACCGCCAUGGUCGACGACUUCCAGAACCUUCGCCUGCUAAAGCUCGGCUUCAACCCGUACAGGUGCACGUGCGAGCUGUACGAGUGGCUCCUCUGGGAGGAGGCGAACAGUCCCAGCUACGGUGUUCUGUAUCCGGUCACCUCUGACAUCAAGGACUGCGUGUGCGACAGUCCGCGAGUCUUCCGCAACAUCUCCGUGCUCGACUUUUACAGCCUGUCCAACAAGUCGCCCUGCGCCGUCGAGCCGUCCACGAGGAUGCUGUUCACCCUGCUGCCGGUCGCCGUCAGCGGAAUGCUGGUUGCUGUGGGGAUUCGGCUCCUGUACAGAAACCGUUGGUACCUGCGCUACUGGCUAUUCAAGCUGACAUCGAAGCGGUGGGUGAAGAAGCUUCGAAAGGACUCCAGUGGAUACCUGUACGACGCAUUCGUCAGCUACUCGAGCGAAGACGCCGACUUUGUUCUGGAAAUGAUCGAAAAUCUUGAAAAAAUCAGCCCAUAUUACCGUCUGUGUGUCUACGAGAGGGACUUUGAGAUAGGAAAUGUGAUAAGCGAGUGCAUACUGGAGAGCAUCACAACAUCCAGGAAGACGAUACUGAUCCUCACGGACCACUUCGCCAAGUCGCACUGGUGCCGCUGGGAGAUGAACCUCGUCCAGUGCCGGCUGUUCGAGCAGACGCGGGACGACCUGAUCCUCGUCAAGCUCGGCAAGAUACGCAGGCGCCACCUCACGCCCACCAUCCGCUACCUCAUGCGCACGCGCAUCUACAUCGAGUGGGGGCCCAGCGCGCAGCAGCAGCAGCUCUUCUGGGAACGACUGCGGACGGCGCUCAGGCGCCCCGGCGGGCUUCCGCACCUGCCGAGGACGGUGUGACGGGCUGCCGCAGCUGUGCUGGGUUCAUCGUUAUCCCGGCGUCCAGCGCCGCCGCGCGAGGGACGAUGCGGCGAGCUGUGACGCACCGCAACCGCGGUGGAUCGUGAAGAGCGCUGCCCGCGGUGGCCGGACUGUACAACGGAAGUUUGGAAGUUGGAAACCGUUUUUUGGAAGUUUGGGCUCCUGGCCUGGCUGGUUCCAUGGUAGGUGUGAUUGUAGCCCAGGACGAGGUGGCAGCAGCUAUGAGGUGUUGUACUUUACUGCGCUGCGCUGUUAUACCCGCCCAGAGCCGUGCGUCGGUCUGCCGCAACUGUCCGGGAUGAUCAUACAAAUCUUGCGAGCACUGUUCUUGCCGUUUAGCCGACUAUGAGCAGCCAGGAUCACGUGUGUAAGCCGCUAGGAUUUGCUUGUGCCCUGGUUAACAGAAAAGUACUGUCUGCCUAGAUCGACUCGUCGAACUAUCCGUCGGAAAAUGUCUGUUGCUGUAGGAAGGCUAAUGGCUGUGGCAUGAGGUGAUAUUAAGCACUUAUGUCUCCCAGCUGGUUUCAAACACCUUUUGAGACCUUGCGCAUGCAUAUCGUUUAAUGCUUUAAAUUCUCUGACAAAACCGUCUGUUUUUCUUCAGGAGCGUUUUGUUUCUAAAGCUUCGUAAGUGCGUGACUGCGCGGCAGAUUGGCACAACUGAGGAGAAUGCCACGUUCCAUAGGACUGGAUGAUCGAAUGUGCGAAGCACGGUGAAGACGUGCAUGUGGAUAUUACCCAGACAGCGUGAGCCCUCUGAUGCGACUGUGGCUUCUGAAGGCACUGUGGGAUGUUAGAAGAGGCAUUUUAUAUGGAAAGCGCACCAUAUUGACGGCCGUUACUACCUGCGUACGUGACGUUUCGAGUCGUUACCGCCCGCGUGCAUUACGUCUCGAGUUGUUGCCACCUGCGUGCACGACGUCUCGAGGCGGUCGUUACGCUGCCUUUGGUUGUCAUCCCUGGUACACGGAACACGCUUACCGUCAUGCUCCAAAUAGCUUGUCUGAAGCCUGCGUGUUAUUUUUGACAGGAACUCCUAGCAUAUGCAAGUGGCUAAGAACACUCCCUGUUGCAUUAAGACCUCACAAGAUAUACUCAGGGAUUCUCAAGUGAUCUACAAUCAGCACGCGAACGCGUCAGAGGGCAGUCCAAUUUCAAAGUGCGACCUGGCUUGGUGCUGCGGUGGCUCAUCGAGCAGGAUGCGAGACCCUCUGCUUGGCCGGGUUGUGACACCAGGUUUGCAUUCGGCGGGAAGCACCUCUAACUGGGGGAGACCUGACUUGUGUGGCCUGGGACCUGGUAAGAGUUGACAUGCGACCUGGUGAAAGGUGACCUGGGACCUGGUGAGAGUUGCAGGCCCGUGAGGGGUGCUCGAUGAAAUCGACGUGUCGUUGCUGACUCGCUGUGACUUUUCUGGGGAACGGCCGUGCCGAGAAUGUGAACGAGUGGAUCUUCAUGGACACGAGAGCUUAAAAGUGGUGAUUGCUGUAAACUUCCGGACCGCGCAUGCGCGGAUCUGUAAGAACUUGAAAGUGGGACGACACAUGUGCUGUGGUGUCAUAUGCUUGUUAGAGCUGUAGGACUCACGAUACUGGUCGAGAUUAGCGCGCUGGGAACUAUACUCCUUGGCCUUCGAUGUUCACGCGGCACCGAUGUCACCGUUUCAUAGUAGCCAUCAUAUGCUGCUGCAAAUGCCGCAGGAUAUCUCACCAGCGUCUGUGCGAGCGGUUCAGAAAAUAAGGUAGAAGUACAAAUGGGGCGCGUUGUGGACGGGAGCAUCAGGUGUCAACUGCGACAUGCGUGAACAGGUUGUCGGUAUUGACUGCUAGGCCGGCUCGGGCUAACUUGCUUCAAUAGUGUUGUGUGGCGCUUGUGAUGUUUCCUUGGGCAUACAUGUAGAAAUACAGU
Pollicipes pollicipes is the source of this 5552-nucleotide messenger RNA. RefSeq names its product toll-like receptor 2 type-2. Lineage: Eukaryota; Metazoa; Arthropoda; Thecostraca; Pollicipedomorpha; Pollicipedidae. Gene Ontology annotation, biological process: inflammatory response; signal transduction. The coding region runs from base 627 to 3623 and encodes 998 amino acids. The record is from RefSeq and is a predicted model, not a curated record. The transcript is spliced from 5 exons. Gene Ontology annotation, cellular component: plasma membrane. Gene Ontology annotation, molecular function: protein binding; signaling receptor activity.